This is a messenger RNA of Papaver somniferum (opium poppy), 2233 nucleotides long. Its product is annotated as elongation factor 1-alpha. Bases 562 to 1905 code for a protein of 447 amino acids. The record is from RefSeq and is a predicted model, not a curated record. Lineage: Eukaryota; Viridiplantae; Streptophyta; Magnoliopsida; Ranunculales; Papaveraceae. The transcript is spliced from 3 exons. Gene Ontology annotation, biological process: translation; translational elongation. Gene Ontology annotation, molecular function: GTPase activity; GTP binding; translation elongation factor activity.
UUUUUGAAGCAGAAAUAGUUCAAUUGAUACAAUCUUUUCGACUUUCCUGUUUUGUUUUUGUUCAUGAUUUGUAUAUGAUGAUCGUUCAUGUUAUCUUCAGUUAUUUAUUAAAUCGAAUUAUAUCAACAGAUGGAUCCUAUAGAUUAGUGAUACCAUCUGUAGCUGAUUUAUUCAAUUUCGUUAAUCAGUUAUCAUAGAUUCGUAUGUUAUCUGUAUAGUUGCAUCUAUGGAUUAUGCUUAAUUUCAUCUGCAGAGCUGGUCUGGUUUUAUUAUAUUAUGUGUGGAUGGAAAUCAUACUUACUGAAAUUCUUCAUCAUGCUGAUUUUGUAUAUUUUUUCUUGAUUCAACAUCAAUUUCACGAGGUUUUUAAUACAGAACCGUUCUCUUGUUGGUAUUAAGUUUUUUUUUGUUUUUUUCUUUUCUUUUCUUUGUCUGUUCACUUUUCUCUAUUUUAUUCCAGUUUUCCAUGAUAUUUAGUUGAAUAAGCAAAACCUGUGAUGUUAUCUGCAACCAUUCACGAAUAUAAAUCAUUGACAUGUCUUUUCUUGCUAAUAACUCAAUAUGGGAAAGGAGAAGGUUCACAUCAACAUUGUUGUCAUUGGACAUGUUGACUCUGGGAAAUCAACCACCACCGGUCACUUGAUCUACAAGCUUGGAGGUAUUGACAAGCGUGUGAUUGAGAGGUUCGAGAAAGAGGCUGCUGAGAUGAACAAGAGGUCAUUCAAGUACGCAUGGGUUCUUGACAAGCUUAAGGCUGAACGUGAGCGUGGUAUUACUAUUGAUAUUGCCUUGUGGAAGUUUGAGACCACCAAGUACUACUGCACAGUUAUUGAUGCUCCUGGACAUCGUGAUUUUAUUAAGAACAUGAUUACUGGUACCUCUCAAGCCGAUUGUGCUGUACUUAUUAUUGACUCCACCACUGGAGGUUUUGAGGCUGGUAUAUCCAAGGAUGGCCAGACUCGUGAGCACGCCCUUCUUGCUUUCACACUUGGUGUCAAGCAGAUGAUCUGCUGCUGUAACAAGAUGGAUGCCACCACCCCCAAGUACUCGAAGGCUAGAUAUGAUGAAAUUGUGAAGGAGGUCUCAUCUUACUUGAAGAAGGUUGGGUACAACCCAGACAAAAUUGCCUUUGUUCCCAUCUCUGGAUUUGAGGGAGACAACAUGAUUGAGAGGUCCACCAACCUUGACUGGUACAAGGGACCAACUCUUCUUGAGGCUCUUGACAAUAUCUCUGAGCCAAAGAGGCCCUCAGACAAGCCCCUCCGACUCCCACUUCAGGAUGUUUACAAGAUUGGAGGUAUUGGAACUGUGCCAGUGGGACGUGUUGAAACUGGUUUCAUCAAGCCUGGAAUGGUUGUCACUUUUGGACCCACUGGGUUGACUACUGAAGUUAAGUCCGUGGAGAUGCACCACGAGGCUCUCCAAGAAGCUCUUCCAGGUGACAAUGUCGGGUUCAACGUUAAGAAUGUUGCUGUUAAGGAUCUCAAGCGUGGUUUCGUGGCUUCCAACUCCAAGGAUGACCCUGCCAGGGAAGCAGCCAACUUCACCUCCCAGGUCAUCAUCAUGAACCACCCCGGUCAAAUUGGUAAUGGUUAUGCCCCAGUCCUUGACUGUCACACUUCUCACAUUGCUGUUAAGUUUGCCGAAAUCCUCACCAAGAUCGAUAGGCGAUCUGGAAAGGAGCUUGAGAAGGAGCCUAAGUUCUUGAAGAAUGGUGAUGCUGGUAUUAUUAAGAUGCUUCCAACCAAGCCCAUGGUUGUGGAGACCUUCUCUCAGUACCCACCUCUUGGACGAUUCGCUGUGAGGGACAUGAGGCAGACAGUUGCUGUUGGUGUUAUUAAGGAAGUUGAGAAGAAAGACCCAUCAGGUGCCAAGGUCACCAAGUCUGCUGCCAAGAAGAAAUGAAGUGUGCGCUUGGGUAGAGGGGUGAGAGCAGUCGGAGGGAGGAACGGUCUUGUUUUCAUUAGUAGGGAUAUGUUUUUAUAUAAUCGUGUUUUGUGGUCUGCUUUGAUCUGUUGUCAUUGCAGUCUUCUCUCUUGUUUUGUCUUCAUUAUGUCAGGCAUUCAAUUGCAAACUUGGGUGCUUGACAGGCGGUGGCAAGAUGUUUAGGGUUUCAGUUCAAGUGUCUUUUAGAACAUAUUAUGGUUUGGGGCUUCUGAUUUUUCAGUUAAAUGUUUUGACUUCUUGUAUCCCUUUUUCCAUUCUAAUGAAACAGUUCUAUUAUCACCAAGUU